GAUUGGUCUAGCGCCGCAGGAAGUCUGUCGGCAUUAUACAGAAGGAGCUUUCAAGUUCACAACAGAACAACCAGCCUAGGUAACUUCUCGAACCGAAUCCUCAUUUCAUAUCAGCCACGACACUACUGCGGGUCUUUUCUCCGCAUUUGACGAGAAGAUUUUUGCUCUUAAAUUCCCGAAAAUACAGCGGAGGUCGAUUCAAACAUCACGGAGUCGGGAUGGCUGCGUACAAGUUGGUUCUGAUCCGUCAUGGAGAGAGCUCCUGGAACCAGGAGAACCGCUUCUGCGGAUGGUUCGACGCGGACCUCAGUGAAACCGGGGAGCAGGAGGCGAAGAGAGGAGGACAGGCGCUAAAAGAUGCUGGCUAUGAGUUUGACGUGUGCUACACCUCGGUCCUGAAGAGAGCCAUCCGGACUCUGUGGUUGGUCCUGGACGGGAUCGACCAGAUGUGGCUUCCUAUCCACCGCACCUGGCGCCUCAACGAGCGCCACUACGGAGGCCUGACGGGGCUCAACAAGGCAGAGACGGCGGAGAAGCAUGGCGAGGCCCAGGUGAAGAUCUGGAGGAGGAGCUACGACACCCCGCCCCCUCCCAUGGAGGAGGAGCACGACUUCUACAACAACAUCAGCCAGGACCGUCGCUAUGGCGACCUGACGGAGGACCAGCUGCCGUCCUGUGAGAGCCUGAAGGACACUAUUGCCCGGGCACUGCCAUUCUGGAACAACGACAUCGUGCCCCAGAUCAAGGACGGGAAGAGGGUUCUCAUCGCCGCCCACGGCAACAGUCUCAGAGGCAUCGUCAAGCACCUGGAGG
Molecule: messenger RNA, 813 nt
Organism: Coregonus clupeaformis (lake whitefish)
Lineage: Eukaryota; Metazoa; Chordata; Actinopteri; Salmoniformes; Salmonidae
Gene: pgam1b
Product: phosphoglycerate mutase 1b
Biological process (GO): glycolytic process
Molecular function (GO): intramolecular phosphotransferase activity
Source: RefSeq, a predicted model, not a curated record